CUGCACGGCGCCUUUCUUCAAGCGGGAGACUUACGCGAGUCUCCGUCCGCAGUCUCCCGCCGUCGAGUAUGAAACCCUCAGCUGCUGGCUGGGCCGAAUAGGACCGCGAGCUGCGGAGGCGUGGACGCGUUCCGGCACAAUGUCAUUGAAUUUCGACCUAUGCGGCUCGCUUAAAGUUAUUGGAUAGGGGCAUAGAUCCGGGUCGGUGGCACUCUAUCUCGCUUGCGGUCAACGUAACUUCCCGUUGCCAACGCACCGGAUAUGCCAAUAACGAAGGCCCGGCGUAGACGGCUGAGUUCUUUCGCUUCGGAUCUCUUCUUCAUUGCCCCAAAGAAAUGUCGCCCGGCAAGUUCUUUAUCCUGCCCUGGGUCCCGCCCGUUGACCGUCCGUCUCUCCUCGAUGCUUCUCCUUGCUCAUCCAGCACUUGACCUCGUCCGCACCCAUUUGGACCCUCUACCAUGUCGCCUUUCCUACUGGAUUGCUCCAAUUCCGAAUGUGCAGACACGACCGACCUGGACACGGUGGUCGGUCAAAUCUUUUCGCCCAAUGUCUAUGUGAGAGAGAUUUACCCCCUCGAGGGUCAUCUCCAUUCGAUGUGUCUCGUGAUACUCUCGAAUGAGGAGCAGCUGCUCCUGAAAAGCACGCCAGGGAUGAUGACGCCUCUGCUCCGGCAAGAACAGCGUCUCCUCGAGACCGAAGCCCAAGCCAUGUUCAUUCUGAAGCAGAGUGCCGUCUCGUGUAUCCCUGCGGUUCUCCACUACGACCACCGAGGCAACCUCUUCGGGUCAUCCUUCAUACUGCGACAGUUUGUCCCCGGGACAACGCUGCAAGAACUGGAGGCCCAGCUAGGCGAUCAAACCCGGACAGACAUCGAUUGGACUCUGGGGUCGUUGGCAAACAGCAUCUCGCAACACGUUUCUCACUCUUUUGGGUCCCUGGAGCAGGUGGCUUCCGGCUCGGGGAAAAGGUCGUGGCGAGAAGCCUUUAUUAUCUUGUUCGAAGGCAUCCUUCGCGACUCGGAAGAUGUCUUCGUCAACCUCCCCUAUGCCGAAAUUCGGCAUCAGGUUUGCCGGUUAUCACCUGCGCUCGAGGAAGUGAGACUGGCACGAUUGGUCGUUGUGGAUUUAGGUCGACCGUCUCAAGUGCUUUUGGACCCCGAGUCAAAACGCGUGGCUGGAGUCGUGGACUUUAGCAGUGCGCUUUGGGGUGAUGUCUACAUGGCCGAUAUAUUUGACAACCCAUCAUCCUCUGUACUUGAUGGCUUUGGACUCCGUCCGACAAAAAGCAAAGCGGAAUCGAUACGACACCUACUGUCUACGGUUGCUAUCGAUCCGUCCAGAGGAUCACAGUACAAUACUAUCGAGACAGGAAUAUACUUGCCGAAAAUGAUGCAAGAAGACGAUUGACAUCGAUUUUAACCGAGAUGGCAGCCCACUGAAAUUUACACACCCUCGUUCUUGGCUGACCAGGGAAGGAGACUGGCGAU
Molecule: messenger RNA, 1486 nt
Organism: Aspergillus steynii IBT 23096
Lineage: Eukaryota; Fungi; Ascomycota; Eurotiomycetes; Eurotiales; Aspergillaceae
Product: phosphotransferase family protein
Exons: 2
Coding region: 459-1406 (315 amino acids)
Source: RefSeq, a predicted model, not a curated record